AAGUUCUACAUCCGGGUCACACAGGGAGCUUUAGGCUAACCCGGCUAACCUCACUGACUUUAAUUUGUAAGAAGAAGAUUCAUGAGUCUGUGUUUCCCCUCUGUGUUUGAGGCUGUCGUCAGUCAUGAUCAGGUCAGUGCUUCUGCGAAGGUUAAACGCCCACAUCCUGUCCUGUACCAGAGGAUCAUGUCUACUCGCAGGUCGGAUACCUUAUGGGGUGAAGCCUCAUUCACCAGCUCAUGCACCCAUCCAGCAGAGCUUCAGUGGACCCCUUAUACCUAAAAUCACAGCCCUGGCCAGGUACUCGGACUUGUCCACAGAGAAGUACAAUAUGAUUUAUACCCUGCCGCACAUUAAGCUCCUCAGAGCCGUGUCGAGGCUCAAACUGCUUCAAACUGCAAUCACAGUGGUCAUCAUGCCUCCAGUGUUUUACUUCUACCUGCAAGGAGAUGUCCCUUUCUUUCUUGUCAGCUAUGUAACGGGCAUAGCGCUGUUUGCUGGUGUCAUGCUAUACACUGCCAGUCAUUUCUUCAGGAGGGUGGUGGGGAUAAUGUACCUGGACACAUCCCAGACUACCCUCAAAGUGUCCCACCUCACCUUCUGGGGCAGGCGCUGUGACAUCUACCUGCCUGUAUCAGAUGUUAUGACCAUCGGGGAUACAGGGGACUCCGUAAAGGAGACAAUACUGAAACUGAAGAGAUACAGCAGUCCACAGACAAUGUAUUUCUCCACACAAUUUGGACGGGUGGUGGACAAACAAGGCUUUGAGAAGGUGUUUGGUAAUAUGCAAUUAUGAAUUCUCCCAAUUGUUAUCUUCAAAUAUAACUUGCGGCAAUCUGUUCUUAUGAAAAACAGUUAAUCAAAAGUUAAUGAUUACACUGUAGACAAUGAAUCUUUUAGUGAAGCUUGUGAUUAAAAACUAAAGAUGCCUCAGCAGGAUUGUGACCUUUUUAGAGUGGAACAAGUGAAGUGACCAUUGUUGAUAGUAAUAUGUUAAGAGCACUCAGAUGAGUAAAUGAUGUGCAAAGAAUAAAAAAGUCAAAUAAUAUCCGUCUUCUUGGUACGAAUGACGUUAUCUUGAUGUUUGUCAAGUGUUGCAUCUGACAACACACCAAGUACUGACAUUCCUCUUAAUAAAAUGUCAUGAUAAGUAAUGACGUAAAGUGUAUUUUACAAACAGUUCAGCACUGUUUGUGACUCAGCUGUGAACAGUGGUCUAUUACGCUUAGACUGGGGGAUUUGUUCAUAUCAUCACAUGGAUUCUUUUACUUUUGUCCAUGCUUUUACAUUUUUACAACUGAACACAACAAUUGUUGUCAGAACAUUGCACAAAUUCAAACAUUGCUUAACAUGUACAUGUAUAAGUUUUGAAUUACUAAUUUCGAGCCU
Messenger RNA from Larimichthys crocea (large yellow croaker), 1389 nucleotides. It is a transcript of the gene tmem186, whose product is annotated as transmembrane protein 186. The transcript is spliced from 2 exons. NCBI's taxonomy places the organism in Eukaryota, Metazoa, Chordata, Actinopteri, Sciaenidae. Gene Ontology annotation, cellular component: mitochondrion. The record is from RefSeq and is a predicted model, not a curated record. The coding region runs from base 125 to 796 and encodes 223 amino acids.